CUGACAAGUACAUACUACUCGAGCCCUAACCCCUUGACAUGUCGGAACUUCUAGAGCAAUAACAACGACAAAUUAAUACUACUAUGGUUUCACCAGCCAGCCAUUCUAGACAUUCCCUCCAUCGCAAAGUAGAACCUCUGGUGACAACUCAAGUUGUAAUAAGCUCGUACGACUUAAGGAAUAGCGUGUCACCUAUUCUAGCAUUUCAUGAUGUCUUGUCAGUGGACGACCCAGAGCUUCUUGCGAUUACGCCACGUCCUGCGCUGGCGCUGGUUCUGGUUUUUCCAACUUCAAGCGACUAUGAGAAGAAUCUAGAGGAGCAAGGGAGAUUAAUACCCGAUCAUUACGAGACAGGGGACGGUGAGAAUGUUAUGUGGUACAAACAGACAAUCAACAAUGCCUGUGGGCUUUACGCUAUUUUUCACGCGGUUAGCAACGGCGACGCGAGAGAUCUUAUCAUUCCAGACUCUCACCUAUCUCAUCUGCUUGAGGUAUGCCCGUCAUUAAAUCCAAUGGAGCGCGCCCGGGUCAUUGAAGAUGAUGCCGAUUUAGAAGCAGCCUAUAAGGCAGUAUCUCUGCAAGGCGAUUCAGAAGUCCCUGAGAACCCUGAGGAUGAGGUCGAUUUCCAUUAUGUCUGCUUUGUCAAAUCUCAUAGGAAUGGCCAUCUCUAUGAAUUGGAUGGAGAUCGAAACGGACCAAUAGACAGGGGGUUGCUAGGUCCAAAUGAAGACGUCCUUUCAAUGAGUGGACUUAGUGUGAUCCAAGAGUUUGUCCAAAGAGAAAAGGAAAGGGGAAAUCAAUUUAGUUUACUUGUUUUAGCGCCGCAGUAAGUUCAUUACUUAG
Molecule: messenger RNA, 843 nt
Organism: Aspergillus novofumigatus IBT 16806
Lineage: Eukaryota; Fungi; Ascomycota; Eurotiomycetes; Eurotiales; Aspergillaceae
Product: ubiquitin carboxyl-terminal hydrolase isozyme L1
Exons: 3
Coding region: 84-830 (248 amino acids)
Biological process (GO): protein deubiquitination; ubiquitin-dependent protein catabolic process
Cellular component (GO): cytoplasm
Molecular function (GO): cysteine-type deubiquitinase activity
Source: RefSeq, a predicted model, not a curated record